Molecule: messenger RNA, 1128 nt
Organism: Fusarium oxysporum Fo47
Lineage: Eukaryota; Fungi; Ascomycota; Sordariomycetes; Hypocreales; Nectriaceae
Exons: 2
Coding region: 1-1128 (375 amino acids)
Source: RefSeq, a predicted model, not a curated record
AUGGCUCAAUCCAAACAAGAUCUGGAGGUCAAGAGGCUGAGGAAGGAGGCGAAAAAGGAACUGAGACGUGAGACUUACAAGGAUAGAGUCGCUUGGCUUGACAAGGAGUGGCAAGGGUCACACUGGCUCCCUCAUGAUGUCGUGAGGCAAUACAAGCCUUGCAGUAGCGUUGUUCGCUGCCUGAAAAGUAUUACUGAGCUGGCCACGACGGAGAAUAUCCCAUUAUCUUCUCUCUGGGAGUCUGGUGGAUUCAUCAGAAAUGUUGUCGACCAGGACCUUGCCACUAGGAAACCCGAGCUCAACUUGGAGCUCAAGCACCCUACAUUUGCUCGCCUUACGAAGAAGAUGUCCAAAAAAGCGUAUCGGGACUUGGUUGUAUCUGUUUCCAAUGUGGGAAAUGACAGCAGUUCAUCGUCAGGUUCCACGGCAGGUGAUAACUGUGAAGUAGAAGCACCCGAGGAAAACAACGCGGUUUCGCGAUUGAGUUCUCCUACCUUUGAUUCGUCAACCAAGCAGCGGCUCUCAUAUCCUCUUUGCAAAACAACCGCAUCUACAGGCGAUGAGAAGGGAGUUCCUCCACGAAGCGCGAAGCGAGCCCUCGAAGAUGACGAAGACGAAACCUCAAGCUCACCCCGAAACAAGAGUCCUCGCGUCACCAUCGAUGAAGUUCUGGGAAACCUCAGUUCUGAUCGGAUCGAAACUGCCCGCCGCAUAAUGGACGUCGAACUUGAUACCGCCCUUUCGGUCAAAAGGGACGCCGAGAAAGCACUGAUGGGCCUGUUGCGUCGCGACUGCCCUGUGGCAGUAACCCAAGCCGAAAGAGUCCAGGCUCGUAACCGAAAGCAAGAAGCUGACGAGGCAUUCCGCCAAACUCACGAAAGACUUCAUGGACCCAGUCAAACUCUAGCCGCGAUGAGCAACCUCAAGAAGACCUUUGAUGCGUGUGCCGUACGUGCCCUCAAGUUUGAGAACGCUGAAAAAGUGGCACAAACAUGCAAGGACAGACUGGAUAAGGCGCAGGUUAGUCAUGAAGCGGCUUUGAAGUCCAACCCGAUUGACGAUUGGUGUUUGGAAGCAGUUUGGGAUAUGUUCAAGAGGGCUGAUUCCUAUGGUGAGGAUAUUCAGUAA